Messenger RNA from Achroia grisella, 1257 nucleotides. RefSeq lists its product as uncharacterized. Gene Ontology annotation, biological process: sensory perception of taste. Gene Ontology annotation, cellular component: membrane. The coding region runs from base 1 to 1257 and encodes 418 amino acids. Lineage: Eukaryota; Metazoa; Arthropoda; Insecta; Lepidoptera; Pyralidae. The record is from RefSeq and is a predicted model, not a curated record. The transcript has a single exon.
AUGUCGAGUAACAAAGUGGAGCCGAAAAAGAAGGUUCCGGAUGAUAAUGAAGACAAUUUGCUUAAAAGCAGAACAAAUAUUAGCGAUUUAAUCCACACCGUUCAAUUUGCACUAAUAUUCGAAUAUUGUUUUGGAAUCUAUAGAUUUCACAUUGUGAACAAUGGACUACAACCUACUAACAGAAGAAUGAAACUCGUUGGAAUCCUAAUUAUCUCUGCUCACGUCAUAUUUUUUUAUUACUUCUUAAAAUUACCAAGUGCGAUUACAGGAACAGCAAGUUUAGUUGAUACUAUGGAUGAAGUGCCGUCAAUAGUUAUUUUGCUUCAAUAUGUCACAUCAGCUAUAAUGACAUCCUUCCUUUUAAGUGUAGGCAAUAUAAAUAUAUUCACGACAUUUGCAAAUCUUGACUCUAUGUUACAUAUCAACACUAACCAAGAUUUUUAUAAAGCAUCUCGCAGUAGAACCUUUAGGUACAUUAUUGUUCUCGCUGUCUACCACAUCAUCGUGAGUAUUAGCGAUCUACUAACCAGUGAUGAGAUCUCUUUGAGUAAAAUAAUAGUACUACCUAUUUUCUUUGAAGAAAAUCUUGAAAUAUUGAUAUUUUGUUUAAUAAUUUCCAUGUUGAAGUCUAGACUGAAUGUUAUUAAUAAAUAUCUGACCAACUUUAUGAAUGAUAAAGAAAACAGCAAGAAUUCUGUGUUUAUAGUCGGUGAAAGAAAGCCAGCACCUAAGGAGAAUUUUAAUUUGAUUGGACGUAUGUCAUACAAGAACAUGAAGAUUAGAGAUUUGGCUGUGACUUAUGAUAUUAUUGGAGAAACAUGUUGCCUCAUCAAUCAAGUUUUUAAUUUCCAAAUAUUCAUGACUCUGGUAUCUACAUUCACAUACAUAAUAAUUACAAUCUGGACCUCACUUACCUACUAUCGUACUCCUUCCGCGAACUUUAGCUCGCUAAUAACUAUCAUUCUUUGGUGUAUAACAGCAAUAUUCAAGGUUGCUUUUAUGUCUCUUGCUUGCGAAAGACUCCUUUUGACAAGAAAUGAAAGCAAAAUCUUGGUGAAUAAAGUGAUCAUGGAUUAUGAUCUCCCUAAGCCUAUGAGGAUGCAAGCGAAAGCUUUUAUGGAUCUGAUAGAAGCGUGGCCAUUGCGUAUUUUCAUUUAUGACAUGUUCUCAGUUGACAUUACUUUGAUGCUUAAGUACAUAAGUGUUGCUACUACGUAUUUGAUAGUAAUUAUUCAAGUAAAUCAUAUUGUUGAGUAA